Molecule: messenger RNA, 993 nt
Organism: Rotaria sp. Silwood2
Lineage: Eukaryota; Metazoa; Rotifera; Eurotatoria; Philodinida; Philodinidae
Source: the annotation of a GenBank genome assembly
AUGGCAACAAAUUCUGUUUCAUCAAAUAUUCCAAAAAAAUCUAUAAAAGAUUUUAAGUUUAUUAAAGAAAUUGGUAAUGGUUCAUAUUCAACUGUAUUUUUUGCUAUUGAAACAGCAACAAAUCGUGAAUUAGCAAUUAAAGCAGUUAAUAAAGACUUAAUAAAACGAUUAAAAAAAAUUCCACAAGUUUUUCGAGAAAAAGAAAUUCUAGCACUAUUAAAUGAUUGUGAUUAUACAGUUAAACUUUAUUGUACAUUUCAAAAUGAAACUACUCUUUAUUUUGGUUUGACAUAUUGUUCGAAUGGUGAUCUUCUUCAAUAUAUAACUGAUGCUGAUCAUUUUGAAGAAAAUAUUGUACGAUUUUAUGCUGCUGAACUUGUUGAAGCACUUGAACAAUUACAUAAACGACAUAUAAUUCAUCGAGAUCUGAAACCGGAAAAUAUUCUUUUAACUGAUGAUAUGCAUAUUCAAUUAACUGAUUUUGGUUCAGCUGUUAUUAUUGAUAAAAAUGAAGUAUCUCAAACAGAUAAUAAUGAUAGUCAAAAUGGCGACAACAAAUCAGUACAACGAAAGAAUUCAUUUGUUGGUACAGCUCAAUUUGUAGCACCAGAAAUUCUUCAACAUGGUUCGAUUCAUAUUGGAUCAGAUUUCUGGUCACUUGGUUGUGUUAUUUAUCAAAUGGUUACUGGUAAGCAUCUAUUUCAUGGCUAUCAUGAAUAUGAUAUUUUCAAUGCUGUUGUUCGUGUUGCUUAUAAAUUACCUGAUAAUUUUCCAAAUCUUAUUGCUGAUCUUAUACAAAAACUUAUUCGUUUGGAACCAGCGGAACGACUUGGCAGUGAAGAAACAGGUGGAAUUGAUAAAUUGAAAGCACAUCCAUUUUUUAGUACGGAUUCUUAUGAUACUAAAUGGGGUAAUUUAUUGAAUCAACAAUCACCACUUGAACCUAAGGCGAAACUUAGUUCAAGGCCAAAGAUAAAUAAUGAUAAGGUAUAA